CUGCGGUGGGUACUGGUCAGAGCCUGGGUGAGAAGGUCACUGCCCUGAGCCCUGCUGCUGAGCGCCCCCAAUCACGCCAGCAAGGAAGAAGUAGGAAGUGGGGAGAAUGGGGCCCCAGCAGAGCACCAGAGAACCCAGGCGUCCAGGACCUGGCGUCCCCAAAACCCCCUGGUCCAGCUGCCUUCCCCGCAGCGACGUGCUGCCCGCACCCAGCACAGCUUGUCCCCAGCACCUGGUGAUUGAUGCCAACAGAGGCUCUUUAAGGAGACAGGAAGAGGUCCCCCCACAGUUGACACAGCGCUGGGAAGGGAGUGGGAGUUGGAGGGUCCAGGUCGAGUUCUACGUCCAUGAAAACACUUUCAAAGAGCGGCUCAAGCUCUUCUUCAUCAAGAACCAGCGUUCCAGCCUCCGCGUGCGGCUCUUCAACUUCUUCCUCAAGCUCCUCAGCUGCCUCCUCUACAUUGUCCGGGUGCUGCUGGACGACCCCCGCGAGGGCCGGGGGGGCUGCUGGGGCUGCCCCAAGCAGAACCACUCAAACCCCCCAGCAGCCCGGUUUGAUUGGACCCCCAUUAUCUGGGUCAACAGGCCCCUGCCCCUGUGGGGGUUGCAGGUGCUUGUGGCUCUGAUCAGCUUCCUGGAGACGAUGCUGCUGGUUUACCUGGGCUACAAGGGCAACCUGUGGGAGCAGGUACUGCGGGUGCCCUUCGUGCUGGAGGUGAUGACCACUGUGCCCUUCCUCAUCACGGUGUUGUGGCCCCCCCUACGCAACCUCUUCAUCCCUGUGUUUCUGAACUGUUGGCUGGCCAAGCAUGCACUGGAGAACAUGAUUAAUGACCUGCACCGUGCCAUCCAGCGCUCGCACUCAGCCAUGUUCAACCAGGUGCUGAUCCUGGGCUGCACCCUGCUCUGCCUCAUCUUCACCUGCAUCUGUGGGAUCCAGCACCUGGAGCGGGCGGGGAACAACUUGUCGCUGUUUGACUCGCUCUACUUCUGCAUCGUCACCUUCUCCACUGUGGGCUUUGGUGACGUCACACCACGCAUCUGGCCCUCGCAGCUGCUGGUCGUUGUCAUGAUCUGUGUCGCCCUCAUCGUCCUGCCCAUACAGGUUCCCGGGGGGGGGGGAAGGGAGGGGAUACACCCUGUUGCUCGGUACCGGGCCCAGACGGAGAAGCAUGUGGUGCUGUGUGUCAGUGCCCUCAAGAUUGACCUGCUCAUGGACUUCCUCAAUGAGUUCUAUGCCCAUCCCCGGCUCCAGGACUACUAUGUGGUGAUCCUGUGCCCCACCGAGAUGGACCUGCCCGUGCGCCGCGUGCUACAGAUCCCACUCUGGGCCCAACGUGUCAUCUUCCUCCAGGGCUCAGCCCUCAAGGACCAGGACCUCAUGAGAGCCAAGAUGGAUGACGCUGAGGCCUGCUUCAUCCUCAGCAACCGCUUUGAGGUGGACCGUGUGGCAGCAGAUCACCAGACCAUCCUGCGAGCCUGGGCUGUGAAGGACUUUGCCCCCAACUGCCCCCUGUACGUGCAGAUCCUUAAGCCUGAAAACAAGUUCCACAUCAAGUUCGCAGACCAUGUGGUGUGCGAGGAAGAGUUCAAAUAUGCCAUGCUGGCCCUCAACUGUGUGUGCCCAGCCACCUCCACGCUCAUCACCCUGCUCAUACACACCUCCCGGGGGCAGACCACCCCAGCAGAGUCCUUCAGGCAGCGGCCUGACACCUGGCAGCCCCUCUCCAGGGAGGGCCCCACAUCACCGGAGCAGUGGCAGAGGACGUACAGCCGGUGCUCGGCCAAUGAGGUGCAUCAUGUGCGCCUGGGAGACAGCAAGUUCCUGGGCGAGUAUGAAGGGAAGAGCUUCACUUAUGCAUCCUUCCACGCCCACAAGAACCACAGGCAGCAGAAGGGGGCCCCCCCCCUCCUUAUCCGCCCCUCCCCCCUGGGCACGGCGGGCACCAAGGGCUGCCUGUGGCUGGCGCCGGGGCCGGGGGGAACCCCGGGCCCCUGCCACAUCCUGGCUGCCAGCGACACCUGCUUCUACAUCAACGUGUCCAAGGAGGAGAACUCAGCCCUGGUGCGGCAACAGCAGGACCCAGCACCCCCCCGCCGCCCUGCAUCCACGGCCUACCGUGGCCUCACGCGCCUGCCUGUGCACAGCAUCCUCGCCAGCAUGGGGACGGUGGCCAUGGACUUGCCAGACUCAGGCAGCAGCCCUGAGAGCGCUGAGGCACCAGAUGCUGAGAAGCGACCCAGCAUCGCACCUGUGCUGGAGGGGCCAGACACGCUGCCCAGCCCCACACUCGACCUGCUCAGCGAUCCCUCUGAGGAUGAGGCCAGCCCCCAUGAGGAUGGUGCUGCCUCUGCCUGCUGGGUGAAGGGCUAUCCUAGCAACACGCCCUACAUUGGGAGCUCGCCCACCCUCUGCCACCUCUUGCCGGAGAAGACCCCCUUCUGCUGCCUGCGGCUGGACAAGAGCUGCCCCCACUUGCCCCAUGAGGAUGCCCGUGCCUACGGCUUUCACAACCCGGCUUACGGCUUCCACAACCGGCUCAUUAUCGUGUCAGCUGAGCGUGCCGGCAAUGGGCUCUACAACUUCGUGGUGCCAUUGCGGGCCUACUAUCGGCCUCGCAAGGAGCUCAACCCCAUUGUGCUGCUGCUCGAGGACCUGCCCGAGACCCACUUCCUGGAGGCAAUUUGCUGGUUCCCGCUAGUUUACUACAUGGUGGGCUCCAUUGAUAACCUGGAUGACUUGCUGCGCUGUGGGGUGACCUUCGCGGCCAACAUGGUGGUGGUGGACAAGGAGAGCUCCAUUAUCGCUGAUGAGGACUACAUGGCCGACGCCAAGACCAUUGUCAAUGUCCAGACCCUCUUCAGGUUGUUCCCGGGCUUGAACAUCAUCACAGAGCUGACGCACCCGGCCAACAUGCGCUUCAUGCAGUUCAAAGCCAAGGACCGCUAUGGGCUGGCCCUGUCCAAGCUCGAGAAGAAGGAGCGGGAGAAGGGCUCCAACCUGGUGUUCAUGUUCCGCCUGCCCUUCGCUGCCGGGAAAGUCUUCAGUGUCAGCAUGUUGGACACGCUGCUCUACCAGUCGUUUGUGAAGGAUUACAUGAUCUCCAUCACCCGCCUACUGCUGGGCCUCGAUUCACUGCCUGGGUCUGGCUUCCUGUGCGCACUGAAGGUGACGGAGGACGACUUGUGGAUCCGCUCCUACGGACGCCUCUACCAGAAGCUCUGCUCUACCACGGGCGAUGUCCCCAUUGGCAUCUACCGCACUGAGAGCCACCUGCUCCCCACCUCUGAGUGGCAGGCUCCAGGCAGCCCAGAGGCUGGGGAGGAGGUGGGUGAGGUCCCCCUAGCACGGCGCAAGAGCCUACAGUGGGCGCGACGCCUGAGCCGCCGUGGUGCCCGUCCACCUGACCCUGCACCUCCUGCCCGUGUGCGCCAGCAGCGCCUAGCCUUGCACCGCCGCUCUGAGCGCCAGGAGCUCAGUGCUCUUGUCCGUGCCCGGCUGCGCCACCUUGGCCUCUCCUCUACUGGCUUCAGUAUGAACUGGAGUGGGGAGGUGGGGGGUGAUGUUGGGAGAUGGUAUCUCAUCCGCCCUGACCCCCUAACCCUGGUCUCGGCCAGCGGCACCAGCCAGAAAGCCAGCACCAGCACCACCAAGGAUGUCCCCCCGCUCUGACCCCUCCCCGGGGCACCCACCUGCUGCCAACACUGUGACACCCCUCCCUCGCCUGGUGGCCCAUGUCCCUGGGCCUACCAUGCUCCCAUUGGCUCUUCGCUGCCCCACCAAGUUCUUCCAUCCAAUUCGCACUUGGUCCUUCUGCCAGAGCCUGGCCUGAUUGGCUGGAGAGUACCCCCUGCCCUGCCCCGCCCUGAGCAUCCUCUGGGCAUCCCCAGCCCAGAGCAAGGGGGCUGGGGGGCUGCCUCAAACCCCCGCCGCCCAAAGCUGAGCCAGGCCCUGGGGGUACGUCAUGCCCUCCUCCUCUUUUGACCCCCAGGGGGCCAAAGCACCGAGGCUGGGGACCCCCAGAGUAGGUCGUGGAAUGUAGCCCCAGGCGGAAGAGGGUGGGGUUCUGUCAUCACCCCCCCCGCUGCCGCCUCUCUGGUCUCACUGUGAACAUGGUCCUAGAUGUACAGAUUCAAUAAAGCUGUAAAGA
This is a messenger RNA of Alligator sinensis (Chinese alligator), 4151 nucleotides long. RefSeq names its product potassium channel subfamily T member 2-like. Gene Ontology annotation, biological process: potassium ion transport. NCBI's taxonomy places the organism in Eukaryota, Metazoa, Chordata, Crocodylia, Alligatoridae. Gene Ontology annotation, cellular component: membrane. Gene Ontology annotation, molecular function: intracellular sodium-activated potassium channel activity. The record is from RefSeq and is a predicted model, not a curated record.